Molecule: messenger RNA, 877 nt
Organism: Hydractinia symbiolongicarpus
Lineage: Eukaryota; Metazoa; Cnidaria; Hydrozoa; Anthoathecata; Hydractiniidae
Product: glutathione S-transferase 1-like
Exons: 6
Coding region: 133-804 (223 amino acids)
Biological process (GO): glutathione metabolic process
Molecular function (GO): glutathione transferase activity
Source: RefSeq, a predicted model, not a curated record
CGCAAUCACUUCCCUAUGAGGAUAUCACGAUAAAUACCAAUUUUACACUGGCAUGAUAAAUAGAUACUGAAAAACACAACAAAACAAAAUUGCAGCAGCCACUUGUCUCAAUAAAGAGUAUUUAUUUACAAAAUGGCGCCCAAAUACACACUUCACUACUUCGACAUACCAGCUCGUGGCGAACCUAUUCGAAUGCUUUUCGCAGUCGCUGGUGUUGAGUAUGAAGAUAAGAGAUACACGUUUAAUGACAUACCUUCAAUAAAAGCAAAUGAUAACUUGUUCCCUCUGGGACAAGUCCCUGUACUAGAAGUUGAUAGCGAGUCCAUUUGCCAGUCACACAGUAUUACGAGAUUUUUAGCGAACGAAUUUGAUUUAUAUGGUAGCACGAACCAAGAGAAAGCAAUUAUUGAUCAGGUGUUGGAUACAUUGAAACAUUUGCAAGAACAGGUAUUAGGCGCAUAUCUCUGGAAAAGCACAGAGGAGGAGAAGAUCAAACAGCUAGAAGAUUUACAUAAGGACUACAUUCCAAGAGUAUACAAAAUGUUGGAAACAUUUUUAAAGAGAAAUAACAAUGGUGAAGGUUUCUUGGUAGGAGAUAAGAUGACACUGGGAGAUGUUAUGAUCGUCAACAGUAUCGAGACACUACAGUUGCCAUUCAACUUAAAGAAAUACGAAAACUUUAUCGAUAAAUAUUCUUUACUUAAAGGUUACAAUGGAAGAGUGAGGAAUGCUGGCAAUUUAAAAGAAUAUUUAAAAAAACGUGGUCCACCCACAUACACUAGGUUGAUAACACCCAAAUUUUGAUUUAUAUAUUUUUUUUAUUUAUGUGUAAUCUUUGCCUGUUUGUAAAAUUAAGAAAAACAGUUUUUCUGAAAAA